Carassius gibelio (silver crucian carp) is the source of this 9656-nucleotide messenger RNA. RefSeq lists its product as uncharacterized. The record is from RefSeq and is a predicted model, not a curated record. Gene Ontology annotation, molecular function: ATP hydrolysis activity; DNA helicase activity. NCBI's taxonomy places the organism in Eukaryota, Metazoa, Chordata, Actinopteri, Cypriniformes, Cyprinidae. The coding region runs from base 1 to 5550 and encodes 1849 amino acids. The transcript has 2 exons. Gene Ontology annotation, biological process: DNA repair; telomere maintenance.
AUGAGAAAUGAAACAUUCAGUAGGGUGAAAUACCAUGCCGAUGAAGACUUUAAAAACAGAGUGAAGAAAUUUAGUAGGGUGAAAUACCAUGCCAAUGAAGACUUUAAAAACAGAGUGAAAACAUUCAGUAAGGUGAAAUACCAUGCCAAUGAAGACUUUAAAAACAGAGUGAUGACAUUCAGUAAGGUGAAAUACCAUGGCAAUGACCAGCAUAGAAACACUGUCAAGCAGCGCAGUAACUUAAAAUAUCGUAAUAGUGCAACACAUAAAGAAAAUGUAAAAAGAAUUAACAAGAUGAAAAGAGAACAAUUAAAACAAAAUCAACAGGUUUGUGAUUUUGUCAGAAAGAAUUUUGUAGAUAAAGUUAGUUCUGGGCCAGAAUUUGUUUGUUGUGUUUGCCACCGGCUGUUAUUUAAACAGCAAGUAUUAUGCUGUAAAACAGAAAAUUAUAACACAAAUUCAGCAGUGGCACUGAUGGCAAAAAAAUGUAUUACAAAACAUUUUUUGCAUAAGUGUGCUGAAAAUUGUGUUAUUCCCUGUGAACUGGCAGGUUCAUGUAAAGGCAAGCUUUGGAUUUGCUUCACUUGUCAUUCUAAAGUAAAAAAAGGAGAAAUGCCAGCUGAAAGUGCUGUUAACAAUUUAGAAUUGAAACCUAUACCUGAAGAACUAUGUUGUCUCAAUAAUUUAGAGCAACAUUUGAUAGCUUUGCAUAUCCCAUUCAUGAAAAUGUUAGCUUUACCAAAAGGUGGGCAAAAUGGAGUGCACGGUCCUAUUAGUUGUGUCGCAGCUAAUAUUAAACAAACAACAAAUGUUUUGCCUAGAACAGAAAAUGAAGGGUCUUUAAUAUGUGUAAAGUUAAAGCGGAAGUUGACAUAUAAAGGUCAUUAUAAGUAUCAGUAUGUGGACACAACGAAUAUUAAAGAGGCACUGUGUUGCUUAAAAAAAAUCAACAAAUACUAUUCAGAUAUUGUUUUUAAUGAUAAUUGGUUAAAUGAGUUUAUUAGACAAGAUGAUGAUGACAAUACAAACAACAUGGAGGAGACUGAACUGGAAAACAUAAAUGUUGAUGAGGAGUUACACGAUAGGCAACAGCACUGUGUGUUUAUGGACACGUGUCUGCAACCUGUAGAUAUUGGGCAAGAAGUACUUGAUCAGUAUUUUGAUGGUAUCUUGAGCCUGGCUCCUGCUGAAGGGAAUAAUCCAGUGAAAAUGCUUGCAGAUGAGACAAAUGAAGCUAAAUGUUUUCCUGUUUUGUUUCCUAAUGGUACUUCAACUUAUUGUGAUAAAAGAGGACAGAAAAUAACAUUGUCUCGAUAUUUUAAUAAUCGAAUUUUGCAUGCAGAUGGUAGAUUUGCACAAAAUAUUGAAUACAUUUUUUAUGCACAGUAUCUAUCAGAAAUACAACAGGUACUGUCUAAUGUAUCUAUUGCUUUAAGAAAAGGCCAUGGAUGUAGUAAGUCCAUACCAAGUGAAAUGUUUAAAGAUACUGAGUCCUUGAGACAAGUGCUUAAUUUUGAUGAAGGCUAUAGAUUUUUGAAGCCCAUCCGUGGCACUCCGGCAUUUUGGCAAGGUGUGCAAAAAGAUUUGUUUGCCAUGGUCAGGCAAUUGGGCAUUCCCACCUGGUUUUGCUCAUUCUCAUCUGCUGAUAUGAGAUGGACAAAUCUAAUGUCAAGUAUUUUAAAACACGAAGGCAGAAAAAAAUCAUUAGAACAAUUAGAAUGGGAUGAAAAAUGCGAACUUUUGCGCCGUAAUCCUGUAACAGCAGCACGCAUGUUUGAUUUUAGGUGGCAUUGUUUUUUAAAAGAGGUGCUUAUGUCUCCUGUUCAGCCCAUAGGGGAAUUUGUGGACUACUUUUAUAGGGUGGAAUUUCAGCAACGUGGUUCUCCCCAUGUCCACUGUUUGUUCUGGAUAAAAAAUGCUCCACAAAUAGAUAAGAAUUCUGAUGAAGAAGUUGUCAAAUUUAUAGAUAAAUAUGUUACAUGUGAGGUGCCCUGUGAAGAUGAAGAAUUGCAGAGCGUUGUUACAUCCAUGGAGUGUCACAGUAAACGUCAUUCCAAAACGUGUAAAAAGAAAAACACAGUUUGUCGUUUUAAUUUUCCCAAACCACCAUCUAUGAAAACAUUUAUUUGUCGCAGAAAAUUAGAAGAUGAGAAAAACUUGCCCAACAAAGGUGAUAGUCAAAGUGAAAGUAUAAGUACAAAUGUAAAUGAUAACACACAGGUAGAAUAUGCUCGAAACAUAAUGACUGCAGUUAAGAAAGCUGUUUCAGAAGAGCAGUUCAGUUCUUUAGAAACUUUGUUUCAUAGUGUUGGAAUAAAUCAGGAAUUAUUUGAAAUGGCAUAUAAAUGCAUUAAUAACAGCACACACAUCGUCUUGAAACGACAAUUGCAUGAAGUAUGGGUAAAUCAGUAUAACAAAUUUAGCCUUAAGUGUUGGAAUGCUAAUAUGGAUAUUCAGUAUGUAACAGAUGCUUAUGCUUGCAUAGUUUAUAUAAUUUCAUAUAUUUCAAAGUCAGAACGUGAAAUGGGUUUAUUGUUAGCUAAUGCUCAGCGAGAAUCAGCAACUCAGGGUAAUUUAGACGCAAGACAAGCUUUGAGGAAACUAGGAAGUGUGUACUUACAUAAUCGUGAAGUUAGUGCACAAGAAGCAGUUUAUAGGUUAACAAACAUGCAUUUAAAAGAGUGUUCGAGACAUGUCCAGUUCAUUCCUACAGGUGAAGAUACUGUACGAAUGAGUUUGCCUCUGAGUGUAAUACAAAACAAGUUGCAAUCUCAGAAUCUGGAAAGUGAAGAGAUGUGGAUGACAAGUUUUGUUGAUCGCUAUAAACAUAGGCCAAAUCAAAGCAUUUUUGAAGAUAUGUGUUUGGCCACAUUUGCGUCUGAAUAUCGCGUUGUAUACAAAGGUCAAUCUUGCGCUAAUAAAAUUAGGUUGGAAAAGAAUUUUGGUUUUAUAGUAAAAAGAACUCGUACUCAGCCUGCUGUUGUGCGUUUUGCUCGAUUUUCAAUAACAAAGAAUCCUGAAAAAUUUUAUCUCAGUGUAUUACAAUUGUUUCUUCCUUAUCGUAUAGAUAAUCAGUUAAAACCAGACCAGUAUUGUAAUUAUGAACAAUUUUAUAAAGAAGGGAAUGUUCGUUUUAGUGAUGGGUCUGUUCACCUGGUUAAAAAUAUAGUGGACACAAAUAGAGCACUUUUUGAAAAGGAUGCAGAUGUCUUAGAUAAUGCACAAACUGCUGUUGAUAAUGAAGGAAUAUUAGAAGAUGCAUGGUGUUCACUUUGUCCUGAACAGCAAUUAGAACGUAUGGAAUGUAUACAGCUUAGACGUGAUACUGACCAGCAAGGUGAAGAAUAUGAAAGUUGUAUACCAGAUUUAGUAAAUGAUGAUGGGCCUGUGUCUCAAAUUGAGAAAAAGGACUAUAGUCUGAGUCGCUCAGAUGGGUUGAGCUUAAUUCGCUCUUUAAACAAAACCCAGAUAUCUGUUUUCUAUAAAAUUAGACAAUGGUGUUUAAGUAAAACCAGAGGUGAAAACCCUAAACCUUUUCAUGUUUUCAUUACCGGUGGAGCAGGAACUGGCAAAAGCCAUUUAAUUAAAGCAAUACAAUAUGAAGCGACAAGAUUAUUGUCUCAAAUUACUUUGUACCCAGAUGACGUGUCUGUUGUAUUAACAGCUCCAACUGGAAUUGCUGCUUUCCAGUUAAUGGCUUCUACUAUACAUCAUACGUUUUCCAUUGGCACAGAUGUGAAGUUGCCAUACACUCCUUUGGGAGAAGAGAAAUUUAAUUCUUUGCGAGCAAAAUUCCAUGGACUUCAGAUUUUAAUUAUAGAUGAGAUCUCAAUGGUAGAUCAUAAACUGUUGUCAUACAUUCAUGGAAGAUUACGUCAAAUUAAACAAACUGGAGACUUCUCUCCCUUUGGCAAUGUUUGUGUUAUAGCAGUUGGGGAUUUUUUCCAAUUGCCACCCGUUAAGGGUAAACCAUUAUAUACGGAAGUGCCAGGACUCGGACUGUGGUCUAAUUGUUUUACUGUUGUUGAGUUAACCCAAGUAGUAAGGCAAAAAGACAGCAAAUUUGCUGAAUUAUUAAACCGUUUAAGGAAACGAAGUAAAAAGUCUCCACUGAGCAAUGAAGAUUUGGAGAUGUUAAGAAAAUGUGACACAGGUGAGGAUGAUUUUACUCCUUUACACAUUUUUGCUACAAACGAUGAAGUACAUGAGCACAACCUAAAGCAGUUAAUUAAUAUCUGCUCAGAGGUUGAAACCAUAGAGGCUGAAGAUUUUGCCCGUAGUAAGAAGACUGGCAAAGUAGAGUUAAUUGCUGGUCAUCAUAUAAAGGUUUACAAUACGUGCUUGCCAGCAAACCUGCUUUUAGGCAUACAUGCACGUGUCAUGUUGAUUAAAAAUAUUGAUGUAAAUGAUGGCUUAGUUAAUGGCGUUUGUGGCACAGUAACACACAUUGUGCGUACUAAUAAAAAUAAGUUACCCGAAACUGUGUACAUCCAUUUUGAUGAUAGUCAUGUGGGAUUUAAAAGACGUAAAAAAUGUUUGGCUGAGCCAGCAAAAUCCUUUAACUCAACUCCUAUUCAUGUAGAAGAGGAAAAUGCAUGCAGGAACGGCGGUAUUCGGCGACAGUUUCCUUUGAAAUUGGCUAGGGCAUGCACAGUCCAUAAAGUACAGGGUUUAACUGUGGAUUGUGCUGUUGUUAGCUUAAAAAAAGUUUUUGCAGCUGGCCAGGCUUAUGUAGCACUGAGUCGAGUAAGAAAUUUGUCUGGCUUGACUAUUAAAGACUUUAAUGAAAAAAGUAUUUAUUGUAAUGAGAAAAUUUUUGAAGCUGUACAAGAAAUGCCAUGUUUUGACAUACAUAAUGAGUUAUAUUUGACAGCACAACACAGCUCUUUUUCACUGUUUAUGUUGAAUGUACAGAGUUUGAGCUGUCUUAAACAAGAUCUGAAUGUUUGUGUUCAACAGUUAAGACCAUCAUGUAUUGCUUUAACUGAAACAUGGCUGCCUGAAUCCUAUCCUGAAAAUGUGCAAUUGGAAAACUACACAUUUGUGGGUCUUUCUCGUUGUGCAGCAUACACAAGCAAUUGUCCCCCGUUCAAGGAUUUGAAAGCACAACAACAUGGUGGAGUUGGACUAUAUAUAGCAUACGGUGUAGCAAAUACUACUGUAACAUUUCCAAAUCUUAAUUUGGAAUGCUUGUUAACACACUUCACUGAAAAGGACAUAUUGGUUGGUGUUAUUUACAGGCCUUCAACAUACCCUUUGUCUGUUUUUAAACAAAACAUAGACAAGUUGAUUAAUUUGGUAUCAACAAUUUGCAAUAAAGUUGUGCUUGUAGGUGAUUUUAAUAAUGAUGCAUUAAAGUCCCAAUCCCUCUGCACUUUCAUGGCAAACAAGGGAUAUAUUCAACAUGUUAAAGAACCAACAACUGAGAAAGGAACCUUAAUUGACCACGUGUAUGUAAAAAACAUUGACAUUUUUUCAAUUAACACAAGUGUUGUGCCUGUUUACUUUAGCACACAUGAAGGUGUUUUUUGUUCCUUUGAAGACACUUAACUUAGUGACAGCUUAUGAGUUAAAUGACAAUUUAAACCUGUUGUUUUAAUCUUUUAAUCUUUAAUUACUUUUGAUUAAGUCAUGAUUUGAAUAAAUAGACUUCUGGUUAAUGAUAAAAGAAACAAAUUCCAUGAUGAAACAGGUUUUAAGCUACUAUCAGCUUAAAGUAUCAGAUGGUAUAUAUAUAUUUAUAUAGUAAGUAAAAAUAGUGUUUUGUUCAUUGCAUUAUAAAUAUCCAGAUUACUGCAGAGAACAUUGCUAAAUUGUUAUUUUAUUGUUAUGUAAUCUUCUUUAUUGGAUAAAUGAAUUUCUGGUACAAGGACCAUGAUGAAGGAGCUUAUCUCUUAUCUUCUGGAUCCUUGGUAAGCUGGUAUUGAAUAUUUUGUUGUAUUUUAAGUGUACAUAUUACUGUACAUAUUAUCACCCACCCUCCAAAAAAUAAUAAGAGUUACAAAUAAUAAAUAAAUCAGUGUUUUGUUUUGUUCAUUUUAUUUUAAAUAUCCACAUUACUACAUAAGACCAUUACUUGGUUGCCAGUUAAUUAUUAUGUGCUCCUCUUUAUCGAUUAACUUAAGUUCUGUUUGCUUGGUGAAAGAAAAAAGGACCAUGAUGAAAGAGCUUAUCUCUUAUCUUCUGGAUCCUUGGUAAGCCAGUAUCAGAACUUAGUUGUAUUUUAGGUGUCCAUAUUACUGUAUGAAAACAUUAGUAAUACAAAAAUCCCACUCAAAAAAUAAAUUAAUAAUAAUAAUAAUUGUGUUUUUGUCCACUGUACUAUAAAUUUCCACAUUACUGCAUGAGAACAUUACUCGGUUGCUAUUUCAUUCUUAUGUGCUCUUCUUUAUCGAUUAACUUAAGUUCUUGUUGCUUGGUGAAAGAAAAAAGGACCAUGAUGAAAGAGCUUAUCUCUUAUCUUCUGGAUCCUUGGUAAGCCAGUAUCAGAACUUUGUUGUAAUUUAGGUGUCCAUAUUACUGUAUGAAAACAUUACUAGUAUAAAAAUCCCACUCCAAAAAAUAAAAAAAUAAUUGUGUUUUUGCCCACUGUACUAUAAAUUUCCACAUUACUGCAUGAGAACAUUACUGGGUUGCUAUUUCAUUCUUAUGUGCUCUUCUUUAUUAAUUAACUUAAGUUCUUGUUGCUUGGUGAAAGAAAAAAGGACCAUGAUGAAAGAGCUUAUCUCUUAUCUUCUGGAUCCUUGGUAAGCCAGUAUCAGAACUUUGUUGUAAUUUAGGUGUCCAUAUUACUGUAUGAAAACAUUACUAGUAUAAAAAUCCCACUCCAAAAAAUAAAAAAAUAAUUGUGUUUUUGCCCACUGUACUAUAAAUUUCCACAUUACUGCAUGAGAACAUUACUGGGUUGCUAUUUCAUUCUUAUGUGCUCUUCUUUAUUAAUUAACUUAAGUUCUUGUUGCUUGGUGAAAGAAAAAAGGACCAUGAUGAAAGAGCUUAUCUCUUAUCUUCUGGAUCCUUGGUAAGCCAGUAUCAGAACUUUGUUGUAAUUUAGGUGUCCAUAUUACUGUAUGAAAACAUUACUAGUAUAAAAAUCCCACUCCAAAAAAUAAAAAAAAUAAUUGUGUUUUUGCCCACUGUACUAUAAAUUUCCACAUUACUGCAUGAGAACAUUACUGGGUUGCUAUUUCAUUCUUAUGUGCUCUUCUUUAUUGAUUAACUUAAGUUCUGGUUGCUUGGUGAAAGAAAAAAGGACCAUGAUGAAAGAGCUUAUCUCUUAUCUUCUGGAUCCUUGGUAAGCCAGUAUCAGAACUUAGUUGUAUUUUAGGUGUCCAUAUUACUGUAUGAAAACAUUACUAGUAUAAAAAUCCCACUCCAAAAAAAAAUUUAACUUUACAUAUAUAUACAUACAUGAAAACCACUAUAAUUUUGUAAUCAUGUUAGAUCAACCACAAAAAAGGUUUUAUUUUUCUUGCAUUGCAACAGCAUAUGUUAAAGGUUAAUACACAUAUGUAAAAAAUAAAAUAAGUAACACUUGGUAAGCAACAAUUGCAGGUGUAAAUAGUUUAAUAUAUUGUAUGAAACCAACUUUUUAUAAUUAAAUAUAUAUGCAUUUGAAUAAAGUCAAUGCAUUAUUGUGAAAAGGUAAUAUGGUUAUUGUGAUUCUUAAGUCUAAAAGGCUGUAAUUAAAUACAUAUUAAUGCAAAUGUACAUAUAGCUUGCCAGCCACGUCUGAUGUUGGUUUGGUCCACACAUGCUUGCAUAUUUAUUUAUUUAUGAAAUAAGGGGAAAUUGUUUCUUUUUUUUUCCGUCUUUAAAAGGAUUAUAUAGCAGCAUAUCUAAUAGCAAUGUAAAAAAAAAAAAAAAAAAAAAAAAAAAACAUUUAUAAAUGAACAUGCUGUUGCUAAUGCAAGUUUUUGCUUUCCUUUUAAUUUAAAUAAUAACAAAAAGCAAAAAUAUACUGGUAAUGGUACUCCAGGUUAUCCACCUGGAUGGGGUUCAAGUCCCUGCAGUGUACUUGCUUGUUAUUAUUAUUACUUUUACAAAAUCUAAUUUAACACACUACUAAAUGCUACUAAAACACCAUGACAUGUAGCAGUUAUGUAUAACCACUGCACAUUGAGCAUGUCUUAUUUCUUUCUGUUAAAUGAGUCAAUAUUUUUUCCUUAAAAUUGUGUAUAUUUUCCAAUUUCAGGAUGAUGUAGAAUAUUUACUUCUGAAUUACUUUCAUUACUACACAGGAUAAAUAAAAAAAAAGUUGCUGUAUUCUAUGCAGGACUACUUUAUCUAAGCCAUACAUUCAUAAUACAUCUCAUAAUCUUGUUCUUCAUUUACAUCUGAUGCACAAAAUUGCCUGAAAUGUUAAAGGUCCCCUUCUUCGUGAUCCCAUGGUUUAAACUGUAGUUAGUGUGUAAUGUUGUUGUUACAGUAUAAAUAAUAUCUGUAAAAUUCUAAAGCUCAAAGUUCAAUGCCUAGCGAGAUAUUUGAUUUAACAGAAUUCGCCUACAAAAAACGACCCGUUUGGACUACAGCCCUCUAGUUCCUGCAGGAAUGACGUCACUAAAACAGUUUUUUGACUAACCUCUGCCCACAUGAAUUCACAAAAAGGGGCGGGGUCUUGUUGCGCUCUGACGGAGAAGAAGGAAGAGCUGCAUUUGUGUUUGCCAUGUCGUUGAAACGCUGUUAUUUUCAUCUCUGAGUCCAAUCACCUUUGUUUGGGCUUCCCAGGGACGCUGUACUUUGAGAUUAAUUGUUACGAUUUAUGUUUAACUCGGUUCCCGAAAAUUAUUAUCCACAUGUAAAACUAUGUGCAGCACAUUUUGCUGAGGACAGCUUGCCGAGGACAACUUCCUCAAUCUCAAUCAGAUUAAUGCCGGAUUUGCAAAAGGAUUAUUCUUGAAAGAUGGAGCAGUUCACUCUUUGUCAGGAGAAGGCGUUUAUGGACCACAACCUGGUAAGUGUAUAUUAUUAUUUAAGUUGGUGCAUUUAACAGUGUCUGUAACUUAUUACACAAAGGGCAACGCUGUUUAGCUUUGUUAACUAGAUGGUAGGGUUGUGCAAAAAAACAAAUUCAUACUCCUAGUUUCGUUGCGUAGCAGCAGUUAAGAUACCAGAGCACUGUCCUGCAUUUUCCUGUUCUAAUCGGCGGACCAUUGCAAGUACGGCUCGGGAUUACUUUUCACAAGUAAGAUUUAACAUUACAAUUGUACUAUUGGUUGUAGUUUGUCCUUAAAUCCAGAGAAUUGAGAAGGAGCAAGGAUCUUUGAUAGUACUGUACUGAAAUCGUAGCUAGCUACAUUAGUUAGACUAUGUAUCUCCCUCCCUCAACUCAAGUGUUUCCCACAUAACUUACUAUUCAGAUCAGAAAGCAGUUCAAAAAAGCACUUGUUAAAUGCACGAAAACUUACUUUUAGCGUUAGGUAACGUUAAGUGCCUAUUGCCAAGUUAAUACAUACAUUGUUCGACAGAACAUAAUAACUGUUAUUUGUGUUUGCGCACGUGAUAUCAGAAAGUGUAUUUGAGUACUGUGUAAAGCGCUAUAUAAAUAUGUAUUAUUUAUCUUAUUAUUAUAAUAUUUUGAGAGUUACAGAGAGGGUGAUCCACCAAGCUUCAGCAAUAAAAGCUCCUAAGGUGUCAACAGUCACACACAUUGUGCGGGA